Molecule: messenger RNA, 1029 nt
Organism: Caenorhabditis briggsae
Lineage: Eukaryota; Metazoa; Nematoda; Chromadorea; Rhabditida; Rhabditidae
Exons: 4
Coding region: 1-1029 (342 amino acids)
Biological process (GO): protein folding; positive regulation of ATP-dependent activity
Cellular component (GO): cytosol
Molecular function (GO): ATPase activator activity; protein-folding chaperone binding
Source: RefSeq, a predicted model, not a curated record
AUGGCCAAGUGGGGAGAAGGAGAUCCGCGCUGGAUUGUUGAGGAGCGUGCCGACGCAACCAAUGUGAACAACUGGCAUUGGUCUGAGAAAAAUGCGACUCCAUGGUCCUUGAACAGGUUGCGCGAACUCCUCACCGGAUUCUCCGCUGAGGAUGGCCCGAUUGUGGUGACCAUCGAUGAGAUCAAGAAGAUCGAUGGAGAAGCAACCGCUAACAACCGGAAAGCCAAACUCAUUUUUCUUUUCGAAUGGGUCAUUGAAGGAACUUUCAUUGCUCGCAUUUCUGGUAGCGAAGAGGAAUACAAGGGAAAGUUCGAUAUUCCAAACUUGAGUGACGAGAACGAUGCAUCGGAAGUAGAUUUGAACACUUCGUUGGAUGGAAAUGGUCCAAUGGCACAUAAUGUUCGUCAAGUUCUCAACAAAUCGUUUGUCAAGAAAAUUCAAGAUGUAUUGGGAAUUUACAUUCGAGAGUUGAAGGAAGAGUUCAGCAAGGGCCUUAUUCUCCCAACGGACCAGGUCAAACCACAAGUCGUCACCAAAGGAAAGACUACUGUUGUCGACAAGCGUCAAUUCCAAAACACUGUUAUUGCUGAAAAAGAUGUUUCCACUUCCGGAAAUGAAGUUUUUUCAACAAAAGAGGUCUCCGUCAGUGAUACGUUCAAAGCCACACCGGAACGCGUUUUCGAAGCAAUUACCGAGACUCAACUUGUUCGUGGAUGGACUAACGGUUCUAUCCAAGAAUGGGAUUUCAAGGAAGGAGGAAAAUUUGCACUGUUCGGGGGAAAUGUAACCGGAACUUUUGAGAAAAUUGAGCCAAGUAAGGAAAUCGUCAAGAAGUGGCGAUUGAAGAAAUAUCCUAACAACCAUCAUGCUACAAUUCAUUUCACUCUCAAAGACAAUGGGUCUGGAACGGAUAUCAAGAUUACCGCAAAGGAAGUACCAACCCAUUUGGCCGAUGAGACCCAAACAGGGUUGGAUCGCUACUAUCUGACUAGCAUCGCUCGUACCUUUGGAUUUAGUCAGCGGAUCUAA